This is a messenger RNA of Tachysurus vachellii, 795 nucleotides long. RefSeq names its product protein transport protein Sec16A-like. The transcript is spliced from 8 exons. Gene Ontology annotation, biological process: protein phosphorylation. NCBI's taxonomy places the organism in Eukaryota, Metazoa, Chordata, Actinopteri, Siluriformes, Bagridae. Gene Ontology annotation, molecular function: protein kinase activity; ATP binding. Bases 1 to 795 code for a protein of 264 amino acids. The record is from RefSeq and is a predicted model, not a curated record.
AUGGGAGAUGAUCUCGCCUUCAGAAAACUGAUGUUCGCAGCACAUAUCUGCCACGUGGUGGCGGAAGUGGAGCUGGGGUCACGUAGACAGUUUGAGUUGAUCGGCUGUGACAGAUUGCCAUAUGGCAUGUUAGCCUUGUUUGAACCCUUUCUGAGAACUGAGACAUACGAGUACGUGCUGUGGCUGACCUCAGGAAAAGCCCAGCCAAGCUUCCAGAUCUUCAAAUUGUAUCCGGCUACCAGGCUGACUAAUAGAAAUCUGGUCCAAUCAAAUCAUCCUGAUGAUGUCUAUGAAUACUGUGAGGUCAUCACUAGGGCAGUCGUUGAUUUCCCUGACAGAUUCACAAGGAGCUUCAUUGAAUGGCUUCUUUUGCUGUCUUGCAAACCGCAAAAAAAUGCAGAACCCGAAUGGCUGCUAGAGCUCAAGAAGCUGCACAGAGCUAAAUUAGCAAAUGCUAAUGUUAGUGAUGACCAAAGCAGCACGACAUCAACCAGCCAUGAUGUGGUUUCAGAGAUUCAGCAGUCAGAAUGUUGCUCACUGACUGAGGAGAUCCCUGACCUCCAGCCUCCUGAUAUGGAGCAGCAUGCUGACCCAGAAGCGGUGUUGCUUUCGCGAUACACCAAGGCAAAGCUGCUGGGGAAGGGAGGCUUCGGUGCCGUCUACAAAGGAGUCCGGAUUGCAGAUGGGAAAAAGGUCGCCAUUAAAUAUGCUGGCAAGGACGCCAUCUUCAGAAAUGACAUUAACACUGCACCCAGAGAGACGGAGGAGGUGCCUGCACAGAGGUGGUGCUAUUGA